Messenger RNA from Betta splendens (Siamese fighting fish), 1252 nucleotides. RefSeq names its product sorting nexin 3 (gene snx3). The coding region runs from base 62 to 550 and encodes 162 amino acids. Gene Ontology annotation, cellular component: early endosome membrane; retromer complex. The transcript is spliced from 4 exons. The record is from RefSeq and is a predicted model, not a curated record. NCBI's taxonomy places the organism in Eukaryota, Metazoa, Chordata, Actinopteri, Anabantiformes, Osphronemidae. Gene Ontology annotation, molecular function: phosphatidylinositol-3-phosphate binding. Gene Ontology annotation, biological process: endocytic recycling; late endosome to Golgi transport.
ACAAACGAGUGUUUAUGGCUAACUUAACGGUAUCCCUAGCUGCUAGAAGGACAGGGGAGAAAUGGCCGAUACCAUAGCCGAUACAAGAAGGCUUUUCAGUAAGCCACAGAACUUAAAUGACGCAUAUGGACCUCCGAGUAAUUUUCUAGAGAUUGAUGUAAGCAACCCCGAGACGAUUGGGGUUGGCAGGAACAGAUAUACCACGUAUGAAGUCAGACUGAAGACCAAUCUACCAAUCUUCAAGCUGAAGGAGUCCAGUGUACGGAGGCGGUACAGUGACUUUGAGUGGCUCAGAGCGGAGCUGGAGAGGGAGAGCAAGGUGGUCGUCCCACCUCUGCCGGGAAAGGCUCUCAUCCGGCAGCUUCCGUUUCGUGGGGAUGAUGGGAUAUUUGAUGACUCUUUCAUCGAGGAGCGUAGACAGGGUCUGGAGCAGUUUCUCAACAAAGUGGCCGGACACCCUCUAGCCCAGAAUGAACGGUGCCUGCACAUGUUCCUGCAGGACGAGUCUGUGGACAAGAACUACACCCCCUCCAAAGUCAGACAAGCCUAAAGAGCGAAGGCGGCUCUGCUUGGCCCGGUUUCACUCUGCACAGCCCAGUUGGCCGACCCGAAGCGCUCGCCACUGCUCCAGGUUUCUCUCAGACAAUAAACACUUUGAGGACAACUUCCCUCCUCGCGUCCCCUAAAAUUAUAUUGUUCACUGCUUCUUUUAGUUAAAUUAGUGACCUUGAUUGGUGUUUGUUUUCACUUUCUGAUUGGAGUCAAGAAUGUUCGACACAUAAGUGGUUGAAAGUAAUUUAUCGUAACUUCCGUUUGUGUCUAAAUGCCACUAACAUGGGUCUAUCUGUAUUUAUCAUUUAGCCAUGUCUUGAAUAUAUUCAUUUAUAUAUCAACACUGAAUAAGCGUUCUAUGUAUGCAAAGCUCUUGUGAAGAUCCUCAGUCUUUUUAUCACACACAUUCACGGCAUGUUGCUCAUCAUAACUAAACUCACUCACACUUAUCUGAUGAGGCUCGACUUCCAAAUCUCACUUAGCUGAUUCUCUUCUCAAGAGAAAUUGUGUGUGCGUGCGCGUGUGUGUGUACAUCGACCAGCACCUGCCCAGUUGUCACGGUAAUUUUCUAGCAACAGAGAAGUAAUUUACACAGAGAGAACUGCAGUAUUUCUACUGGCUAUAUGCAUUUUGAGAUUUGUAUACUGCUGUGCCAUUUUUGUUUAUUUUGAAGAUUUUCCAAUAAAAUAGGUGAAAUAUC